CAAACUUAGAGCCAAAACCUGAAAUUGCAAAGGAUUAUGUAUCUCAUCAGGUAUUCUGGGAGAGAACAAAGUUUCAAGAUCCUUAUACAAAAGAUGAUCGUGAAGAAUUUAAGAAAUGUGAUCAUGAAUGUCCAGAUGAGGAGCAUUAUAAAAUUGACAAAGAUUCAAGACAAAAACCGAUAAAAUCUUAUUGUACACAAAAAAUUUUUCACUCUAGUUUGGAUCCAAAUUCCACUCCUCCAAAUGGAAUAGGAUAUACAUCGAUUGAUGGCCAUCACUUUACAUGUGAUAAUCCGACUACUAGUUUUCAUAUCAUAUUUGUGGUUGAUAAAAGCUCUUCAAUGUCUGGCCGUGAUUGUAGACCAGAAUUUGACGAUACCAAAUUAGAAUGUCUUAAAGAACACAAUAAUCGUUUAGGCUCAGUAUAUGCAGCAGUUUACAAAUUUAUUACCAAAAGAAACAAUUUUCGAAAAACAAGAGAUGUGGACACAAAUUCUCUUAUAUUAUUUGAUCAUUCAGCCCUGGUUGCUUAUGAAAAUGAGAGUUUAUCUAAUCCAGAUGCGCUUUUAGAAAAAAUGAUCAAAUAUAAACCAACAGGUG
Messenger RNA from Diversispora eburnea, 600 nucleotides. The record is from the annotation of a GenBank genome assembly. Lineage: Eukaryota; Fungi; Glomeromycota; Glomeromycetes; Diversisporales; Diversisporaceae.